GAUCAGUAUAAUAAGUGAUAAAGAUUAAAGAAUUCAUUAACACAUGACUGCAUUGUCAUGCGAAUCUUUUGUAUAGAUACCUUCAUCUUGUAUUUCUUCUUUAGUUUUUCUGGAUCAAGCUACCAUCAUGGAACUUCACAGCCCUUUUUCUAAUAUCAUCUUUAUCAUAACCAUUUUUCUCUUUCUCUUGUUGCUACUCAAAAUAGCUAAAAGAUGGAGUUGUAACAAUUCCACUCUGAAUUUACCACCAGGACCAUGGACACUACCCUUCAUAGGAAACAUACAUCAAAUUAUCACCACCUCACUCCCUCAUCAUUGCUUCAAAAAAUUGGCAGAGAAAUAUGGACCUUUAAUGCACCUAAAAUUAGGAGAAGUAUCAUACCUAAUAGCUACUUCACCAACAAUGGCUAAAGAGAUUAUGAAAACACAUGACCUAAGUUUUUGUGAUAGGCCAAACCUUCUUUUGUCAACAAUAUGGAGUUACAACAAUACUGAUAUUAUAUUCUCUCCGUAUGGAGAACAUUGGAGGCAAAUACGAAAGAUGUGUGUUUUACAACUAUUAAGUGCAAAGCGUGUCCAAUCAUUUAGAUCAAUAAGAGAAGAAGAGGUGUCGGAUCUUGUUAAAUCAAUAUCUGCAAAUGAAGGAUCAGUUGUUAAUCUCACUCAGAAGAUUUAUUCAUUGACAUAUGGUAUAGUGGCGCGAGCGUGUUUUGGGAAAAGAAAUAAAUACCAGCAAGAGUUCAAAUCAGCAAUAGAGGAAACAAUUAAUUUGUUGGGUGGAUUUUGUAUUGCUGAUUUGUAUCCUUCUAUUAAAAUACUUCAAAGGGUGAAUUGGACGAAGACUAAAAUCGAAAAGGUUCAUAGAGAAAUCGAUAUGAUAAUGCAAGACAUCAUCGACGAUCACAAAAGUAUUUCCAAGGAAGCAAACAAGGAUGAAGAUCUAGUUGAUGUUCUUCUCAAGAUUCAACAAGAAAGUGAUCAGUCAGAACAUCCCUUGACCGAUGAUGAUCUCAAACCAAUCAUUCAGGACAUGUUUGGUGCUGGUAGUGAAACAUCAUCAGGGAUUGUUUUAUGGGGGAUGUCACAAAUUAUAAAGAAUCCAAAGGUAAUGGAAAAAGCACAAGCUGAGGUAAGAAGAGUGUUUGAUAAAAAGGGGUAUGUUGAUGAGACAGAGUUGCACCAAUUGAUAUACUUAAAGUCUGUCAUCAAAGAGACGCUGAGAUUGCAUCCUGUUGUACCAUUGUUGCUUCCAAGAGAAAAUAGGGAGAAAUGCCAAAUCAAUGGGUACGAUAUUCCAGUUAAGACAAGGGUUGCCGUCAAUGUUUGGGCGAUUGGACGAGAUCAAAAGUAUUGGGUUGAAGCCGAGAGUUUUAAACCCGAGAGAUUUAUUAAUAACCCAAUUGAUUUUAAAGGUACGGACUUUGAAUACACGCCAUUUGGUGCUGGAAGAAGAAUGUGUCCGGGCAUUGCAUUUGCCAUGCCCAACCUUGAACUGCCUCUAGCUCAGUUACUUUACCAUUUUGAUUGGAAGCUUCCCAACAAAAUGAAGAAUGAAGAGUUGGAUAUGACUGAGUCAUUUGGAAUUACACUACGAAGAAAAAAUGACUUAUGUGUGAUUCCUAUCAUUCGUCGUCCUUAAUAUAUUUUUUGCCUAUAAAAAAUAUUUCCAAAGUGUUUAAUUUUGUUCUACUAUUUUUCAGCAAUUGGACAAUGAUUGUGCUAAAUGUAGAAAGCAACAUUCCUUUCUCCCAAGGAAGUGUAUGAUAUUGCUUUAAAAAAAAAAGAAGUCUUUAUUUUUUGGUAGAAAAAAAAAAGUUUUAUUUUGUAUUUGUAUUUAUUGUGUAUGUUGUAGAAAAAAGAAGUCUUUAUUGUGAAUAAUAUUUGUAUUUGUGUUUUA
Molecule: messenger RNA, 1897 nt
Organism: Trifolium pratense (red clover)
Lineage: Eukaryota; Viridiplantae; Streptophyta; Magnoliopsida; Fabales; Fabaceae
Product: cytochrome P450 71D10-like
Exons: 2
Coding region: 128-1639 (503 amino acids)
Molecular function (GO): heme binding; monooxygenase activity; iron ion binding
Source: RefSeq, a predicted model, not a curated record